CCAACCAUCAUCACUCUUCACACUGCAGUUUCAUUUUGUUUUCUCGAUAGUUCUCGCCAUUUUCAUCCCAUUUUUUCUGUCUGAUCUAGAGAGUAGAGAGUAGAACGAAAGAUGCCGAAGGAGAUAUUAUACUUCGAGUUGAACACAGGUGCCAAAAUUCCAUCGGUUGGACUUGGUACGUGGCAGUCGGAGCCCGGCGUUGUCGGUCAAGCUGUUGAAGCUGCCAUUAAGAUUGGGUAUCGCCACAUCGAUUGCGCUCGAGCUUAUAACAAUGAGAAGGAGAUUGGUGGUGUUCUUAAGAAGUUGUUUGAUGAUGGAGUUGUGAAGAGGGAGGACUUGUUUAUUACCUCCAAGCUCUGGUGUAAUGACCAUGCACCAGAAGAUGUACCUGUGGCAUUAGGAAAAACACUGGAAGAAUUGCAACUUGAAUAUGUUGAUUUAUACCUGAUUCAUUGGCCUGUUAGGAUGAAAAAGGGCUCUGUUGGCUUUGCACCUGAAAACCUUGUUCCUUCGGAUAUACCUAGCACAUGGAAGGCUAUGGAAGCACUCUAUGAUUCUGGGAAGGCCCGAGCUAUUGGGGUUAGCAAUUUCUCUGUAAAAAAGCUGGGUGAUCUAUUGAGUGUAGCACGCAUUCCUCCAGCUGUCAACCAAGUUGAGUGCCAUCCCUCAUGGCAGCAGCCUAAAUUGCAUGAGUUCUGUAAAUCCAAGGGAGUUCACCUAUCUGGUUAUUCACCACUGGGUUCUCCCGGCUCGACAUGGCUCAAAAGCGAAGUCCUCAAGCAUCAUGUUCUAGUUGCUAGUGCAAAGAAGUUGGGCAAGACUCCAGCUCAGGUUGCUCUUCGUUGGGGACUGCAAAUGGGUCAUAGCAUACUUCCAAAGAGCACGAACGAAUCAAGGAUUAAGGAGAACUUUGAUGUUUUCAAUUGGUCCAUACCAGAUGAUUUGUUUGUCAAGUUCUCUGAAAUUCAGCAGGCAAGAUUGCUUAGGGGUUCCGGGUUCGUCCACGAGACACUCAGUGAAUACAAAAGCUUUGAAGAUCUUUGGGAUGGAGAGAUCUUCAGCAUUCAGCAUCCGAUUUCCCUCUAUAAAAUCAGAAACUUAAAGAAAAAGAAGAGGAAAAACAAAGAGAAGUCGAGAAUGGUUCAAGAGAUUCGAUACUUGGAAUUGAACACCGGAGCUAAAAUUCCGUCGGUCGGGCUUGGCACGUGGCAGUCCGAACCCGGCCUCGUCGGUCAAGCUGUUGAAGCAGCAAUCAAGAAUGGAUACCGUCACAUUGACUGUGCUCGAGCUUAUAACAAUGAGAAAGAGAUUGGGUUGGUUCUGAAGAAGCUGUUUGAUGAUGGAGUUGUGAAGAGGGAGGAUUUGUUUAUUACCUCCAAACUCUGGUCUAAAGACCAUGCUCCUGAAGACGUACCUGUGGCACUGAACAAAACGCUGGAAGAAUUGCAGCUUAACUAUGUUGAUUUGUACCUCAUUCAUUGGCCACUGCGGUGUAAGAAGGAUUCCGUUGGCCUUGCUCCCGAAAACUUUUUACCUACUGAUAUACCUGGCACAUGGAAGGCGAUGGAAGCGCUCUAUGAUUCCGGUAAGGCCCGGGCUAUUGGAGUUAGCAAUUUCUCAUCAAAAAAGCUGGGUGAUCUGUUGGAUGUUGCCCGUAUUCCCCCUGCUGUUGACCAGGUGGAAUGCCAUCCUUCAUGGCAGCAGGCCAAAUUGAGGGAAUUUUGUAAAUCCAAAGGAGUUCACCUAUCUGGAUAUUCGCCGUUGGGUUCUCCUGGCACUUCGUGGCUCAAGAGCGAAGUGCUCCAGCACCCUGUUUUAGUUUCUGUUGCUAAAAAACUAGGUAAGACUCCUGCACAGAUUGCUCUGCGAUGGGGUUUGCAGAUGGGUCACAGCGUACUCCCCAAAAGCACUAACGAAUCAAGGAUCAAAGAGAAUUUCGACAUUUUUAGCUGGUCCAUACCAGAUGAAUUAUUUUCCAAAUUCUCUGAAAUCGAGCAGGCGAGAUUGGUCAGAGGCACUUUUUGUGUCCAUGAAACCCUCAGCCAGUACAAAACAGUUGAAGAACUGUGGGAUGGAGAGAUCUGAGUGAGCUGUAGUUGAUUUGCGAAGAUUUAUGAUUGUGUCAUGUUUUAAUUACUCCAUAUUUAGGGGAGGAAGUAUGGUCAUGAACUGGGCUUGUCUAAACGUUAUAGUCUGCUGGCCUGAAAUUAUAACAAUUUAACGACCAAUUGGCUUUGCUCCAUUUUAUUUUGUGUA
Salvia miltiorrhiza (redroot sage) is the source of this 2256-nucleotide messenger RNA. RefSeq lists its product as uncharacterized. The record is from RefSeq and is a predicted model, not a curated record. Gene Ontology annotation, molecular function: aldose reductase (NADPH) activity. The coding region runs from base 112 to 2085 and encodes 657 amino acids. Gene Ontology annotation, cellular component: cytosol. The transcript has 14 exons. Lineage: Eukaryota; Viridiplantae; Streptophyta; Magnoliopsida; Lamiales; Lamiaceae.